CUUUCUCUCUCUCUCUUCACCAAAAAAACCUCCACCAUCAACUUGUCGCCAUGUCCGCUCCACCAGCCGACUACUACGCCACUCUCGAAAUCGACAGCAAAGCCACUCAACAACAAAUCCGAGAUGCCUACAAAAAGGCAGCUCUCAGACAUCAUCCCGAUCGCGUCCCAGCAGACUCACCCGAACGUCAGACUCGAACCAAGAAAUUUCAGCAAAUCAACGACGCAUACUACACUCUUUCCGACGCCACGCGUAGAAGAGACUACGACACCACACGAACGAACUUUUACGGUUUUGGAGGAGGAGCAUCAUCCAACACGCGCCAAUCUCGACAGAAUGCACAAAAUCACCAAAACACCCCCGGAGGCUUUGGCUUUGACGAGGAAGAAAUUCCUCGUCCGGAAGAAGGCGCAAAUAGUGGCGCAGCAGGCGGGUUCUUCAACAUGUUUGGAAACAUGUUUGGCGGACAAGCCAAAACCGAAGGCGACGCGAAUCGAUUCAGUAACGAACAAUUCGGAUCUGUAUUCGAGGAGAUGAUGCGAGACAACGACAUGGCUGACUCAGAGAAUCGGCCAACCAAGACGUUUUGGUCGAUUGUGGGCGGUGUGUCGGGUGGAGCGAUGGGGUUCAUUGUGGGGAAUUUCCCCGGUGCGAUUGCGGGUGCGGUCGCGGGGAAUCGAUUGGGUGCGGUGAGGGAUAAGAGGGGAAAGAGUGUGUAUAGUGUUUUUCAGGAAUUGGAUCAGCCGGAGAAGAUGAGGUUGUUGAGUGAGCUGGCGCAGAAAGUGUUUGCGCAUGCCAUUUCUUGAUUACAGUGGUCGGAAGCAAGGAGUUUCAGAGCUGGGAGUUGGACUGGUUGUUGGACUGGGAAUGGGACUGGGACUGGGACUGGGACUUGAACUGGGAGGGAUAUAGAUCUGAUGAACUUCACGAACGGAGAUACCACAACAGUAGGGCGUGUUACCAGCCACUUGUAACAUUACAUUAUAGUCAUUGCAAU
Sphaerulina musiva SO2202 is the source of this 997-nucleotide messenger RNA. Its product is annotated as DnaJ-domain-containing protein. The record is from RefSeq and is a predicted model, not a curated record. NCBI's taxonomy places the organism in Eukaryota, Fungi, Ascomycota, Dothideomycetes, Mycosphaerellales, Mycosphaerellaceae. The coding region runs from base 51 to 806 and encodes 251 amino acids. The transcript has a single exon.